UAUGUCUGUCACCAGCGCGAUCCUAAUCUUGCUCUUUUGUUUGCAUUUUCCACAGGGCAUGUCGCCUAUCAUUGCCUCCCUAUCAUGUAGCCUUGUUUCUAUAUGACGCAUUAAAUCUUUCACAGAUCCACCAAACUGGGGCUUCGUGACGCGCUUAACCAGAAAGACAACAACUACACAAAGUGCACACAGAGGAGGAUGUCUUCGAUUUUGCAUGGGAAUAAAAUACGACUGUUUUCCUAAGGAUUUUCGUUGUUUUGCUCUGCGAUCUUGGCAUCAUCGGCGUGAAAGGCUGAUCCUAUUGCCGAGGGGGGCAAGGCGCUGGCGCUGCGCCAGGGUCUGGCAAGUGCGCCUCCCUUUACCGCUGUUUGGCUUAUUCAUAGUUAGGGGUUUGGGUUUGGCUGUUUUUAAAAAGGCAAGCGCUGCACUCAAGUUGAUCAGUCGGCUCAGAAAACUUCUGCAGAGGGGAAAGUGUUUUUGGAUUCACAAAGUCCAGAAUUUUAUUACAACCGAAUUGCGCACAAACUGUAACCGGGCAGCACUGGACUAAUCAAAGACGAUACCCCAGUCUCAUUUUUAAUCUAAAAAGUAAUCAUCGGAUUCUUGAUUCUUUUUCAAAGACUUAUUUCUUCUUCUUUUUCAAAAGAUCCCGACCUGUGCUGUACUUUUGCAUGCGGACUUUUCAGAGUUCCUAAUUUGCAUUAAAAACCCGAUGACCGUCCUUAGACGAUCGCUUAUUUGCGCACAUAUUUAGUCCCCGUUUUUUUCAUCGGAUCUCAUUCACACUUUGAAGAACAGAAAAGAGACAUGAUUCUAGUCGUGCUGGUUGCAUUUCUCACGGCUUUGUCCAUCAGCUUUGGCUCGUAUGUGCCGUGCGAGCCGUGCGAUCAGAAGGCGUUAUCCAUGUGUCCUCCGGUGCCGGUGGGUUGUCAGCUGGUUAAGGAGCCCGGCUGCGGCUGCUGCUUUACUUGCGCUUUGGCGGAGGGUCAGGCGUGCGGUGUCUACACCAGUACGUGCACUCACGGGCUGCGCUGCCUACCGCGGAGCGGAGAGGAGAAGCCGCUUCACGCCCUGUUGCACGGCAGGGGAGUGUGUACGAACGAGAAAGGAUACAAACCAUCGCACCCACCCAUCGAUCGUGAGUCUAUCGAGCAUGAUGAUACAGCAAAAGCAGAAACAACGGAAGACCAGCCUCCUAAAAUUCCCCUUUAUCCCAAACCAGACGUGAUCAACAGCAAGAAACACGCAGCUGUGCGCAAGGACAAGAAGAAACAGACGGAGAAGCAACGCUUCGUGGGCCCGUUGGACUACUCGCCUAAUCCCAUCGACAAGCACGAGCCAGAAUUUGGUCCCUGCAGGAGGAAGCUGGACGGAAUUAUUCAAAGUAUGAAAGACACUUCCCGCGUCAUGGCUCUUUCCCUUUACCUUCCCAACUGUGACCGGAAGGGUUUCUUCAAGCGUAAACAGUGCAAACCGUCCCGUGGCCGGAAGCGAGGCAUCUGCUGGUGCGUGGACAAAUACGGCGCGCAGCUGCCCGGCACCGACUACAGCGGAGGCAACAUCCAGUGCAAGGAUCUGGAAAACAGUAACAACAACGAGUGAGAAUUCGAGCCACCCCGAUCACCAGACCUAGGGCCCACCUCCUUUUCCUGCCUACCAAUCCACCGCCAGUCACGUUGAGAUUUUGAAGCAAAACAAAUAGAAAAAAAACGCAACGACUAUUAGAAAUACGAACAAUUGGAAAAACCACGGGAAUCGUUUUGACUGAGCGCACAUCUCUAAAAUCACUGGACUCAGCCAAUCAGAGGAGUCCUGGCAAAAAUUGUUAAGAAUAUAUACAUACGAUUAUAUAUUUUUAUAGAAGCUGGGGUUGGAGCACCAUACGGUUUUGUUUAAAGUUAACAUAAAACAAAAAACGUAAAAAAAAGGAAUAUAUGGCAUGUUAAACAUUAACAGGGCUAUCUUGGUCUUUUACAUCUUUUGCUGUCACGGUAUCACAUGAGAUAGCAGGAACUCUUACUAUUGGAAGAAAAACACAAUUUUCGUUGGUUUUCCGAAAGAUAAAGGGAAACACAUACGGUAGAGAUGGAUAGCACAAUCUCUACCUCUUUUUUUCUCGGUCCUGUCAAAGCACUUAUUGGGAAUACUGCUUGGAAAUGUGUAACUUCACCAAAUUCAGUGUAUGCGUGCAUGAGCAUGUGUGCGUGUGGACGAUACGGCGAUAGCUUUCAUAAAAAAACCAAUGCCUUUUUGUGACGUAUCCCUCCCGGAACACGAUGAAAACCCAUUUGACAAAUCUGUUUCAGCGGCUUUAUGUGUAGAGCUUACCUAACACGCCAAACGUGCCUAUGUAAACAGAUGCAGCCGUGCACAUUUACACGGGUGAGCCGAGCGGUCCUGACCGACGUCCUGUCUCACUGCCCAUGUCUAGAUAAAAUGAGAAAAAGACAGGCCAGGCCACUCUGGAGUUUUCAGAUAUUAUGGCAUCUGGUCAAAGUUCAAAUUGAGGCAGAUGCCGUAACCCCUAAACGCUUCCGGCAUUUGUGUUUGAUGGAUGUUCACCGUGCAAAGCAGUCGUCUCUUUCUCUGUAAUGUUACCUUUGUCCUUACGAUUAACUUUGACUUAAACGCUGUUUCCUUUGAAUUCAUUGAGGUAUUGACGGUCCGUUUAUGAGCCAUGUUCCUUGACUAUGUGGUUUCACUGAAAAAACUUUGAAAAUAUUACCUUCAGAAUAUUGAAUGUGUUUUAUUUUUAUUUCGUUUUGUUGUUGUUGUUGUUCUCUUGUUUCUUGUUAUCUUUAACAAACAACCACCAUGAUUUGGUGCCUAGGCCAGGAGUUGUGUCUUUAGCAUAUUGUCAAUUUGCAUAGUUCCAGGACUUGGUCAUUUGAAUGCAGGUCUGACCACUUUCUAAGCUCCGCCCACUCUGACCGUUCACCAAUCAGUAAUAGCCCUGUUUGCUUAUUCAGGCCAGCAAAACGGCUGGACGUUUUCUUUUGUUAUUUGUCACAUUUCUGUAUCUCGAAGGAGGCUGCAGUUCAAUGUCCUUCGCCGUCAUUUAACGCAUCACUUCCUGUGAGUUUCGGUGUGCGAGUCUCAGUGCCUUUUCUACAUGCAAAUACAUUUGAAUGGUUACGUGAACGUUACACAAUAGCCAAGGGGACAAAAACAGGCGAACCUUUUGAUAUCAACGAAGGACCUCAAUCGCGUUCAAAUCGAGAAGCAGAACAGACAUAAAAACUCCAAGCAGCUAUCAAAAAUCCCCGUGGUUAGGCUCCGAUAGGGGAGACGUUCGUCACGAACGGCUCCAGCAAGUGCUAGCUCAUUUACUGUUAUUUCUCUUUACGAAUAAGCUGACGUUUGAUCUGACAGAGACUGCAAAUGUGUGUCAUUUCCGACGAGAGUGUUUUCAAUGACUUAUUUCAAGCUAUACGUAAAACAGGGAUACUUACCGGUCAGCUCUUGAUGAUCGAGCAAAGCCAUCGCCUGCCACCAUGAGUCCGUCCGGAUCUCAUUUCAGGGCCCGAAUGAUCACGUUUUUUUACAGCUGGGAGGGGGCCGUAAAAUAGUUGAUAGACUAAAAGCAUCACAGGUCUGCAGAAUGUAACCACGGCACGUUUAAAAUAAGAAAAACGAAGGUAGCAGGAAAGAGAGGUCAGGGUUUGCGUCGAGUACGUCGAAGAGGCGAAGUCGUCUCUGUUAUUGCACAUUUAGCCUUACAGGUGUCUGUCACCACAGGGCGAAAUCAGUAGUCAGCAUUAUUUAGGUCCUGAUCCAUGCUGAAUGCCCCCUCCCUAUUAAAAUAAGCAGCUUGCACUUAAUUGUUUACCUUGCCACACAUUUAGUGCCGUCUCUUUAAGAGGAAAAGUGAAUCUCAGUUCAGGUAUAGAAGCGGGAGCAGGCGUCGGACAGAAACCCUGCCCGAGUACCUUUGACAGGGGCUUCGCGGCCCAAGCCUGAAAUCCACAUCAUCAUUCAGUGGGUAUACAAGUUAAACCCAUCACAGUCUAUUCUUGAUCUACUUUUAAAGGAACAGUCGCGCAAAAAUGAAAACGUCGUCAUUUACACGUUUAGAAACGAUUUAUAAACUAUCCAUUCAUUGAAAAGAUCCGACUUAAAUGAACGAUUCAUUGACAGAAAUGUACCACUUUAUACUUUGAUUGAAGUUUGGGGCCUCCGUCUCCAUAGUAGAAAGUACUUAAAAAUAUUUGAGGGGUCAUAGGGGUUUGAAACCACACGAGAGCAAGUAAAGACAGAUCGGUUAUUUUUGCGUGUACUGUUCCUUUAACAGACCUUAAGUCUCAGUGAUAUCCGGGGAGCAGGAGGGAGGGCGAAGGCCUUAAGCGGUGAUCUCGUGCUGGGCCUCACUUCCACAACACACUACACAUCACAGUAGAUUCUUUAGACGGACAGCCGGAGUUCUCGGAAUCUGAUCAGCAGGCUGGCACGGCAAGCAGGGGACCCACACAAACGUAUCUGCGACACAGGGCACGCGACGGCUGAAAUAGUUGAAACAGUGUCACGCAUUAAAGUGCAAGAGAAAACCCUGAUGGUUUUUGUCAAGCACUGAACGUUUCAAGACGACGCGCUUCAUGGCUGAAAAUGUUUCCCGUCUGGGUGUCAGAUAUGAGAAUGUGGACGAAGUCAGAUCCCAGAUCUGCUUUGUAAUAAUUUGGUGUAAAAGGCAGAAUGUAGCGUGCUGCUUUUGUGCUCUGCUUGCAUCAGAUUCCGAUCGUCGUACAUUACUCGGGUAGACAGCAUUCAUAACAUAGGCCUACAAUACAGUAGUAAAGACAGGUUUUCUAUUGUCUCUGAAUGCAUAACAGUUUUUUCUUUCUUACUCUUUUUAUUUUAUGGAUGAGAUAAGACUUGAUGAUUGACCAUCUAAAUAUGGCUUAAACCGGCAUGUGAAAGACUCAAUAGUGGCUGGAGGACUCUAAAAUGUUCAGCAUUUGGAACUCUUAAUAAAACCAAUAAAAUGGAAAAA
Messenger RNA from Triplophysa rosa, 4987 nucleotides. It is a transcript of the gene igfbp5b, whose product is annotated as insulin-like growth factor binding protein 5b. The transcript has 4 exons. Gene Ontology annotation, biological process: regulation of insulin-like growth factor receptor signaling pathway. The record is from RefSeq and is a predicted model, not a curated record. NCBI's taxonomy places the organism in Eukaryota, Metazoa, Chordata, Actinopteri, Cypriniformes, Nemacheilidae. Bases 808 to 1602 code for a protein of 264 amino acids. Gene Ontology annotation, molecular function: insulin-like growth factor I binding; fibronectin binding; insulin-like growth factor II binding. Gene Ontology annotation, cellular component: extracellular region.